AUGCCCCCUGCAUUGUGCCUCGUGCCCUUUCAGCCCUACACGUCAGACGGAUACUCCCUGACACGUCACCAACAUACUGCCACGUGGACACGCGAAUCUAGGGCUUGGAUGGCGUAUUCUCCCGAAAGAGUGUGGGAUGCCCCGGGGCGUGGCACGGCGGCUGGGCGCGCCCUCUUUCGCCUCUACAAUGGAUUCGCCGCCGCCAGGCAAAAGGGCGAGCAAUUCUCGCUGCAAAACAGGCUCGCGAUUCUUCGCCGCCUUGCCAACACCUCGCAAGAAGCUUUGCUGCAGCCCAAGGUGAGAGUGCCCCGGUUCCGGAGGAGGCCGAGCCCGGAGGACGUGCCGCCUUUUCCAGUGCAUGGCUAUGGCGGCAAGCGAAAGGCAUCCCUUAUAAUCGAGAAGGCGAGGGAGGAGUUUGAGAACAUAUCACUUCCGCCACCUCCAACGAAGCCCGUGCUGGACGAGAAAGAGAAGCAAAGGCUUCAAACCAUCUUCGAGUGGCACGGUCUCCUGGAAGAGGGGGAAGUUCUGGUGGCACCCAAGAUCACUCCCGUGCCGCGGAUUCGCAAGGGCUCCAGGGAGGAGAAGGAGCAACUCUUGGAUCUAAUUUCCAAGGAGAUUGAGGAGCGAGAGGAGUUCUUGCGAGACAUGCAAAAGUACGGCAAAGACGAGGAGUACCGGAGCCAGAUCCAAAUGGAGAUCCACGACCGAGUCAAGCAGAUGAAGCAACUGGACAAGCUCAUAACCGCGGAGGAAGAGAGGCGCGCCAUGGAAUUCCGCGCAAAACAAGAAGAGAAAGCCAAGAGUGUUUCCUGGAGCGACAACGAUCUAUAAACAAAACGAUCCCAUUUAAAAAAAUUUGACACGUUAGAGAAACCUAA
This is a messenger RNA of Selaginella moellendorffii, 881 nucleotides long. RefSeq lists its product as uncharacterized. The coding region runs from base 1 to 834 and encodes 277 amino acids. NCBI's taxonomy places the organism in Eukaryota, Viridiplantae, Streptophyta, Lycopodiopsida, Selaginellales, Selaginellaceae. The record is from RefSeq and is a predicted model, not a curated record. The transcript is spliced from 6 exons.